AUGGAGAAAUUAGUGAACGACUCUCACAUUUCCAUCUUAUCUAUGCGUGUUCGUAUUCGCGCAGCCAAUCAUGUCAUCGUUCAGGAGGCCUAUAACGACUACCUAUCACUGAAUAGUCCUGCUGGUAGUGGUGCCACUGUUGGGUCAGAUGCAGAACUUCCUGCGAAGUACGCUUCUCCCAACGGAAAUCGAAAUGAAGUGGACGUCUUCCAUCCAAAAGCCUCUCGUACGUUGUAUGUGGGUGGCUUAGAAAGCCGGAUAUCAGACGAGACGCUUCGUCGUCGAUUCGGGAAAUAUGGCACGAUUUUGGACGUGGACGUAAAGAACUACGAAUCGCCGUCACCAUUUGCAUUUAUCCAGUUCGCUGAUAUAGAUUCGGCUGUGCGUGCCAUAAACACACAUUCGAGUACUGUGCAACCGGCGAACAAAAAGGGAAAGAAGUUUCAACCCAACUUUGGAAGAUCGAUGACGACGAAUAAGUUGUGGAUUGGUUCAAUACCGCCUCAAAUAGCCGAAGAAUACGUCAUUCAAAAGCUUCGAUCGUUAUCUGAAGGAGUAGUUGACGUUGUCGUGGAUAUGAGGGUUCGGCAAGCCAUAGUGGUAUUUUCAUCCACGGAGGGAGCCCAAGCGGCCUUGAACCGCAUCAAAGCGGGUGUUCCUAAGCAGUUAUCCCUACGGGGACUGAUUCGAUCAGAUUUGUUGCGAAAUGGCCUGCCCUCCAGGGCUGAUAUUUUCCGAUGCGCAGGUGUAGCAGAGGUCCGCAAUCUCACAAGUGACGUGUGA
This is a messenger RNA of Cooperia oncophora, 783 nucleotides long. The record is from the annotation of a GenBank genome assembly. NCBI's taxonomy places the organism in Eukaryota, Metazoa, Nematoda, Chromadorea, Rhabditida, Trichostrongylidae.